UACAUCUAUACCCAUAGUUGAAGAAGAAGGAUGAAUUACGAUUUAGUGCAGCCGAUUCGAGGAAAUAUGGCCAUCCUCUUAUACUUAGGACUUUGGCGCCUAGACAACAAAUGGGAACCACUCUAUCGACUUUAUUCGUUCAUAUUGCAUUUUUGUUUCACAAUUCUAACAACAGCGUCAAUGUGGGCAAGUGUCUUCACUUCGAAGGAAUUUGAAGCAAUAACCGAAUCGUUGCAUAUGGCACUCACUGAAGCGGUUUUCUUGCCAAAAAUUAUAAAUAUGUCAAGAUUGAGCAGUGAAUCGGUUCAUUUUUUGACACUCUUCGAUUUGGAAGAGUUCAGCUUGAAGAACAUGGAAGAAUUAACUCUUUUCAAAAGAUCCCAUCAGGUUUUUUAUCGUGUGAUCAAGUGUUAUUGUUCGUCCGGAGUGGGUGUGUAUGCAGCUUGUUUUACUGUCGUAGCAAUUGGAAAGAAUUGGGUCCUCCCAUAUCCGGCUUGGAUGCCUUUUGAUUUGCAUUCGAAGUUCUAUUGGUAUGCCUAUUUUUUCCAACUUAUUGGCCUGACUGUGACAACGUUGUCACAUGUUAGCAUUGACGUGUUGCAGUUGUUUUUGCUGCAUCAUAUUUCAUUGGUCUAUCGAGUGAUCGGGAUGCGUUUGUCAAAAAUUGGAGUUGAUUUGUCAGAUGCUUCGAACGCCAGAGAAAUCCAUGAACUAGUUAUGACUGAUUUGAGAGAAAUCAUCAAAAUUCAUGGAUUUGUUAAAAAGGUUACACAAAAAUGUGAAGGUUUUAUGUCAUUUCCAUUUUUCAUGCAAGUCCUUCUGAGUGCACUUGUUCUUUGUUUCUCAGGAUAUCAGACAAGUAGUAUAUCUCCAAGAGAAAAUCCUGGACAAUUUCUGGCAAUGGGUGAUUUUCUUGUAGUCAUUGGGAUUCAAAUGUUUCUACCUUGUUACUAUGGAAACCAAGUGACAAUUGAAUCGGGCAAAAUGAGUGAAGCUUUAUACAAUUCAAACUGGAUGGACUUGCCUGAAAAUUCUAAGAAAGUUAUACGUUUGUAUAUGGAAUUUUUGAAGGAACCUGUUUAUGUUAGGGCUGGAAAGUUUUUUGAUAUUGGGUUGCCAACAUUUGGAAAGACCAUUAAUAAUGCAUACAGUUAUUUUGCUUUACUCCUGCAAAUGAACAAUUAAUAAUAAUAAAAGCAAUGAUAUUUAAUUUUUAAAUAUUGUGUGUUUUUUAUUUUAAAUGCACUGGCAAAUAAUACGAAAUUAAACAUUUUGUAUUUUCUUAGAAUACGUGUUAAGAAAUUGAAAUAAUAAUAAUCGAAUAGUUAUGUGGGUUGA
This is a messenger RNA of Eupeodes corollae, 1338 nucleotides long. RefSeq names its product odorant receptor 94a-like. Gene Ontology annotation, cellular component: plasma membrane. The coding region runs from base 31 to 1185 and encodes 384 amino acids. Gene Ontology annotation, biological process: detection of chemical stimulus involved in sensory perception of smell; sensory perception of smell. NCBI's taxonomy places the organism in Eukaryota, Metazoa, Arthropoda, Insecta, Diptera, Syrphidae. The record is from RefSeq and is a predicted model, not a curated record. The transcript has 4 exons. Gene Ontology annotation, molecular function: olfactory receptor activity; odorant binding.